Molecule: messenger RNA, 849 nt
Organism: Saccharomyces cerevisiae S288C
Lineage: Eukaryota; Fungi; Ascomycota; Saccharomycetes; Saccharomycetales; Saccharomycetaceae
Gene: RPC37
Product: DNA-directed RNA polymerase III subunit C37
Exons: 1
Coding region: 1-849 (282 amino acids)
Biological process (GO): DNA-templated transcription
Cellular component (GO): nucleus
Source: RefSeq, marked reviewed
AUGAGUAUUGACAACAAGUUGUUUGUUACUGAAGAGGAUGAGGAAGACAGGACGCAGGACCGUGCUGAUGUUGAGGAUGAAUCUAACGACAUUGAUAUGAUAGCGGAUGAGAACGGAACAAACAGCGCUAUAGCUAAUGAGCAAGAGGAAAAAUCCGAAGAAGUAAAAGCUGAAGAUGAUACUGGUGAAGAAGAAGAGGAUGACCCAGUGAUCGAAGAGUUUCCAUUGAAGAUCUCCGGAGAAGAGGAGUCACUGCACGUGUUUCAGUAUGCUAAUAGACCAAGGCUAGUAGGACGCAAACCUGCUGAGCAUCCGUUUAUCUCUGCAGCAAGAUAUAAACCCAAGUCGCACCUAUGGGAAAUAGAUAUUCCUUUGGAUGAGCAGGCCUUCUAUAACAAGGAUAAGGCUGAGAGCGAAUGGAAUGGGGUUAAUGUCCAAACAUUAAAAGGCGUGGGUGUGGAAAACAAUGGCCAAUAUGCAGCAUUUGUCAAAGAUAUGCAGGUUUAUUUGGUACCUAUUGAGAGGGUAGCACAAUUGAAGCCAUUUUUCAAAUAUAUCGACGACGCAAAUGUAACAAGAAAGCAAGAGGACGCCAGAAGGAACCCUAAUCCUUCAUCACAACGCGCUCAAGUGGUUACCAUGUCUGUAAAGAGCGUCAACGACCCUUCGCAAAACAGACUCACUGGCUCCCUGCUGGCACAUAAAGUCGCCGAUGAAGAGGCUAAUAUUGAAUUGACCUGGGCAGAAGGCACGUUUGAACAGUUCAAAGAUACUAUCGUGAAAGAAGCUGAAGAUAAAACUUUAGUAGCCUUAGAGAAACAAGAAGACUAUAUAGAUAAUCUAGUUUGA